This is a messenger RNA of Paramecium primaurelia, 1455 nucleotides long. Lineage: Eukaryota; Ciliophora; Oligohymenophorea; Peniculida; Parameciidae. The record is from the annotation of a GenBank genome assembly.
AUGGAUGUUCAAUUAUAAAAAAUAUUUGAUUCUAAUUACAAAGGUAAAACACUCUAUAAUCAUUUUUGUGAAUUGUAUUACUAAAUGCAAGAGAAUAAAUAUUAUAAAGCAUAAAGUACAUAAUCUAACAUAAUUUUAGGUUUGUCUGAUUUUGAAGAUUUGAGCAAUUUUAUCAAAGAAAACAGAUUUUAUCAUCUACCACUUAAAACUGCAGAUCAAGUCAAUAAUCUAUAAGAUCAAAUAUUCCCAUGGUAAGAGUAUUGUAAAUAAUAAAUGUAACUUAUGCAAAUAAAAGCCAAAGUAAUUAAUGCUACAGUAUAGAACUUUCUUAAAUUAAAUGCUCUAUUAAAUAAUGUUGGAUAUGGAUUUACUGAUGAAGAUGCUUAUCUUAUCUAAUAAUCACUUAAAUCUAUUGCCAUUAGAGAUUCUAAUAUUAUUAAUAUUAGGUUUUGGGGAAAACUCUUUGCAUAAAAUAGAGAUUAUUAUGUAAUUGAAGUAUAAUUGUCUAAAUCAUAUAAAGAACCUUAACCUAUAGAUUGUGAUGAAAAACUUAAUGAAUAUGUUCAUUAUGUUACACAAGAUUGUAAUAAUUAUAAUAAAGAAAUAUAGUAUUGGAGGAUUGGGCAUUACUACCUUAAGUAACUCGUAAAUAAAUGGAAGCUAGUCGAUUUAUCACAUAUGUAUUCAGUGGAAAUUUAAAUAAAGAAAUUACUUAAUAUCCUAUAUUUAAUGGAAAGGAAAAACAUUUGUUAAAAGCUUAAAUCUUAAGAAUUACUCAUGCUAAUCUAUUAGCACCUAGAGGUUUAUAUAGAUUUGAUGAUGAAACUAAAUUAAUAACAUUUGAAGAUGAAUUCAAAAUGCCAGAAUCAGCAGAACUAUCUACUAUGGAUGGUUGGGUUCAUUUGCCUCCUAAUAUUUUAAAAUAAGGAAGGAUCACAUUUUAUGAAGAUCCUUCUUUAAAAGAAGAAGAACUUAAUUAAAUGAAAGAAGCUGAUCCAGAACUUGAAAGAUUGAAAUCAAUUAAGGAUGACAAACGUAAUCAUAUAAAUAAAUUGUAGCUUUUGAAUAAAAUGAAGGAAAUUGGAAUAUAAAGAUAUUUGGAGAAACACAAUAAUAUACAAAUUAAGAAGAAUAACCUUUAAGUUAUUAAAUAGUAUAAUUAAGAAAUUAUUUAUGGCCAGGUGCAAUUACUGUUAGUAAUGUAUUUAUUAGCAUGAAAUACUAUCAUAGUCAAAUGAUUUCAUUAGCAUUUAUUUUGGAUACGGAAACAAGAAUUAAUAAAAUUCAUUCAAUCCUCUUGCUCCAAAUGAUAUUCAAGAAGAACCUGAAGAUAUAGAUGAAAUACCUGAACCAAAUCCAAGAGAAUAACCUGAUGAAUUAGAACCAGAUAGUGAUGAUGAAAGAAGAAGAGAAUAAGAAAGAAGAGAAGCAGAAUUAUAAUAAUAAUAGGAAUGA